Molecule: messenger RNA, 2019 nt
Organism: Linderina pennispora
Lineage: Eukaryota; Fungi; Kickxellomycota; Kickxellomycetes; Kickxellales; Kickxellaceae
Exons: 2
Coding region: 1-2019 (672 amino acids)
Source: RefSeq, a predicted model, not a curated record
AUGUCUCUGCCAGCGUUUGCCGCAAGCCCUGCGGCAGCAGCGGCAGCAGCAGCAGUGUCCAGUGGGCCACACACGGCCGACAAAGUGUCAAAGCACCACAGCAUAGCAACCACAGUGACGGAGCCAGCAACGCCCUGGUGGCUCUCGUCAGACUCCACACACGCACACACCGCGUGCCCAUUGCGGCCGUUUGCACACAUGGUUGUGGAAUUGCCGCGGAAGACAGACAGCUCUGGAAAAUGCACAUGCAGCUCGGCGCAGCGCACCGGGCAGGCGGCGGUGUCAAUGGAGGAUCUGCGGGAUGCAUCGAUAGUGCACUUUUCGGAUGCAUUGAGACGGAAGUUCCACAGCAUCGCCCCUGAGGCGCGGGUCGGGGCAACGGUGGGUGAGGUGCUGCAGUUUGCAGCCCACAGCAGAAAGCUCCGCUCGACCACAUCCGGGCUGUGGAGCAUGCUUGGAUGGCUAGUGCGCGGCCCUGAAGCCGACCAGGCGACGGAAAUGGCUGUGCGGGACGUGGAUGACGACAGCCUGCCGCAGCGGCCACGCAACAUCGCGCAAGUACCGGAGGACGACCCGCUGCUGAUCGGUAACGAGGGGCUAGGCCACGUAGAGCUGGCAGCGGUUCGGCGCACCAAGCACAGCUGCAUUUUUGCCCUGUGUGCGCAUGCGCUGCCGGGCGUUCUGGAGGACGAUCACCAGACACCACGUGGCGAGGGAGCGCAGCUGGCAAUCGUGCAUGUGGCCGAGGUCUCGACGCUGCACCAAGCUGCAUGCUGCGGCAUCCCGAGUCUGCUGCCGCCGCCCGUGCCCCUGGAGCAGUACUUUUCACGGUUUGUCGAAUCGAGCCGAUCGCUAGGCCCGCCGCCGUCGCUGCCACCGCUGCUGAGACGCGACGCCGAGCCGUGUACGAUUGACUCGCCGCUGUCGUGGAUGUCGAUGCUGGUGUCGCGGCAUGGCCUGGUGGAGAUGGCGUAUCCGCUGCGCCAUGCGACCCUAUCCAGUACCGACGGCGAGAGCGGCGCCGAUCCCGACCCGACGCUGGAGGGAACGCCGCCGGUCGCAUUGGCGUCGCUGCUGGGCGAGUCGGUGUUUUCGCGCAUCCACCCGGAGGAUGUGGCGCGGGUGGUCAAGGCGCUGCGGCUGGCGUGGGAUGCGCGUCCGGACGUGUACCAUUUCUCGCGCCUGCGUCGCGAGUGGCAGCGGCGCCGGCUGUCGUCGGCCGGCGAGCGCGCGGUGUCGUCAGCGCCAAACACCCCGCCGAUGCGCCCGCACCGGUCUGCCACCAUGCAUACCGGCGGUGCGCGGCCGGUGCUUGGCGACCGGCAGGUGCAUCACCGCGAAGGCAUAGAGGUAGCCAACGGCAUGGUGGAGCUCAACGUGCAGGUGCAGAUCAGCGGCACCUCAUCCGACAUCGACUGGGACGACCUAGACAGCACGGCCGAGCACGCGCGGUUCGCCAAGAUGCGCCUGACGCGGUGGCCGCUGAUUCUGAAGCCGCCCAAGCCCAGCGCGUACCGGGACGGCGAGAGCGAGGAGCCGCAGGACGGCUUUGUAUUGAUCGGGCUGCAGCCGCUGCCCGAGCCCAGCCGGUCGCGCACCGCCACUGCUGUGGAGCCGCAUGGCACCUGCCACGACCAAAAGAAACACUCGAUUUCGUCCAUUGCCUCGACCUCGACUCUGGUCGGCCUGGGCGUCGCCCCACAGCAGACCGGCAGCCUCGACGCACUGAGCCUCGACCGCCUCUGCCGCAGCACCAGCAGCCUGUCCUGCCAGGAGCUGACCGCGCGGUCGUCAAUCGACUCGCACGACGAGCUGCCGGCCACCGACAUGCAGCGCACGCCGACGCCCGUGGCACGGCCCAUCGUGGGUCUGACUGCCAACGUGGUGCAGACGGCCACGGCCAUGUCCCCGCACCAGCAGCAUCUUGCCAUGCGCCGCCGAUCCAACAUUGUGGUCGGAUCGCUGCAGAGCGUGGCCAAUAUGCAGAGCUUUGGCACGCCCCGUGAGUUUGCUGAUUAA